AUGGCCUCGACGGACGGCGGGAAGAGCCUCGAUGCAGAUGAUCCCCUCGAAUCCCCCACCGCAGAUUCGGUUCAGCCUUCGAUGACCAUUCACCCAGUCUCAUAUUCUGGGAUGCCCAUGCAUAUGUAUCCCUUUCCCCACGGCGUGAUACAAACUCAAGCUCAUCGGUCCAAGCGCAGGCAGGUCAAGAACGCCUGCACAAACUGCCAGAAAGCGUGCAAGAAAUGCGACGACGCCCGUCCAUGCCUUCGCUGCGUCAAGUACGGUAUAGCCGAAGAGUGUGUUGAUUCGCAGAGGAAGGAAAGGAAGAAAGGGAUCAAGAGAGGUCCCUACAAGAAGCGCGAUGGAAAAGGCAACAGCGUCGACCACCAAGUGGACGACCCGGUGCAGCCACAGCAGCAGCACCAACAGAUGCCUAUCUCAAACGGCGUACCGCCGCCGGGCCCUCCGCCCAAUGGUUCGCCUCCUAUAGGGUAUCCCAUGACCCCUGUGGGGUACCCUCCCGCGAACUACUAUCAGUUCGCGGGUCCUCCCAUGUCCAAGCCCGGGGAGGGGCAGCCUGCGUACUAUCCGCCUUUCCUCGUACCGGCGGUCCCGCAUCCUCAGCAACAACACGGUCAUCCUGGUGCCGAAGGGGACAAUCAAGGCUACCCGAUGGCCCCUCAAUUCUACCCAGCCUUUGUUCCCUUCCCUCAGGCGUAUGGCCAAUACAUGGUGCCUGCACGUGCUGACGGCCAAAUGCCCAUGCCAAAUACUCACUACCCAUAUCCUCCCCCGCCUCAUAUGUAUCCUCAGAAGGCUAUGGGAGCUGGAAGCUCGGGUGAGAUGUCUCAUGGGGCACAUAUGGGACACGCUGGGCAGAGCAAUCGCGGACACCACCAAGUUCGUCAUCAUGGAGAAGAAGGCGUCGCGGGCAAGGAUUAG
Molecule: messenger RNA, 924 nt
Organism: Pleurotus ostreatus (oyster mushroom)
Lineage: Eukaryota; Fungi; Basidiomycota; Agaricomycetes; Agaricales; Pleurotaceae
Exons: 2
Coding region: 1-924 (307 amino acids)
Biological process (GO): regulation of DNA-templated transcription; cellular response to starvation
Cellular component (GO): nucleus
Molecular function (GO): zinc ion binding; RNA polymerase II transcription regulatory region sequence-specific DNA binding; DNA-binding transcription factor activity, RNA polymerase II-specific
Source: RefSeq, a predicted model, not a curated record